AUGAGUCCUCUGUGGCUGCGAGCGUCUCUCUCGUUGCUGCUGCUGCUGGGUGGCUGCCUCCUCGAGGGCUCCGGGAGAAACCAGGGGGCGGCCGGCAGCGCGGUCGAGUCGGCCCCGGGCCCCGCGGGCGGCUCCUCCGGUCGCUUCGUCAGCCCCGAGCGGCACGCGUGCAGCUGGCAGCUCCUGCCGCCCGCCCCAGGGCCCGCGGCGGGCAGCGAGCUAGCGCUGCGCUGCCAGGGCCCGGACGGGGCGCGCCACCAGUGUGCCUACCGCGGGGAGCCGGAGCGCUGCCCGGUCUAUGCCGCCAGACGCUCGCACUACUGGAAGCAGGUGCUGGGUGGGCUGCGCAGGAAGCGACGGCCCUGCCACGACCCCGCGCCGCUCAAGGCCCGCCUGUGCGCGGGCAAGAAGGGCCAGGGCGCGGAGCUGCGCCUGGUGCCCCAUGCAUCCCCAUUCGUCAGCCCUACUGGGGCGGGCUUUCCCCGGGAUCCCAAGCUCCGGGCCAGGAGCCGGGGGCAGCCCCGAGAGGCCGCGCGCGGCCCCACCGCAGGGGACCCGCCUCCCCCGAACGCGCCGCCCAAAGGGAAGCCCUCUGAGAAGACCAAAGGAGGCAAAAGAAAGGCUGCCUGGGACCCAGACGAGGAGCGACCUCUGGGGACCCGGCCCGAUCCUGACGAGCUGGACGAGAACGCAAAGCUCACGGAGACCUACUGUGCUGAGAAGUGGCAUUCCCUCUGCAGCUUCUUUGUCAAUUUCUGGAAUGGCUGA
This is a messenger RNA of Physeter macrocephalus (sperm whale), 768 nucleotides long. RefSeq names its product fibroblast growth factor binding protein 3 (gene FGFBP3). Lineage: Eukaryota; Metazoa; Chordata; Mammalia; Artiodactyla; Physeteridae. Gene Ontology annotation, biological process: cell-cell signaling. The transcript has a single exon. The record is from RefSeq and is a predicted model, not a curated record. The coding region runs from base 1 to 768 and encodes 255 amino acids. Gene Ontology annotation, molecular function: growth factor binding.